Molecule: messenger RNA, 1258 nt
Organism: Pyrus x bretschneideri (Chinese white pear)
Lineage: Eukaryota; Viridiplantae; Streptophyta; Magnoliopsida; Rosales; Rosaceae
Product: exosome complex component RRP42-like
Exons: 7
Coding region: 20-793 (257 amino acids)
Biological process (GO): exonucleolytic trimming to generate mature 3'-end of 5.8S rRNA from tricistronic rRNA transcript (SSU-rRNA, 5.8S rRNA, LSU-rRNA); TRAMP-dependent tRNA surveillance pathway; U1 snRNA 3'-end processing
Cellular component (GO): cytoplasmic exosome (RNase complex); nuclear exosome (RNase complex)
Source: RefSeq, a predicted model, not a curated record
GCGUCUCACGGAAUAAAAGAUGGGGGAACAUUCCCUUCAUUAUCGUUUAGAGGAUGCAGUUCCCGCUAGUAGUCUUUCCCUCUGCAUCUCCUCUCGGCCGCAGCGUCGCCGCCGCCGACUCUCACUGAUAAGGGCUUCGUCAUCAUCGUCUCUGCUCGAAAUGGUGGGAUUAUCCAUAGGAGAAAAGUAUUUUAUACAGGGUGGCAUUGCUCAGGACAUUCGUUCUAAUGGCCGAAAAAGAUUGACGCCUCGGCCCAUCAAUGUCAAAACUGGAGUUAUUUCCCAGGCAAAUGGCUCGGCAAGGGUCAGGAUGGGUGCUACAGAUGUCAUUGCCAGUGUGAAGGCUGAACUUGGAAGGCCAACUGCGCUGCAACCCGACAAAGGAAAGGUCUUUAUAAAUGUUGAUUGCAGUCCAACUGCAGCACCAAUGUUUGAGGACCAAUGCAUUUAUACUUAUUGUAAAGCUGUUGUUUUUUUCCUUCUGCAGGGUAGAGGGGGUGAGGAGCUGUCAGCAGAACUCUCGGUGGCUCUUCGAUGUUGCCUCUUGGGUGGUAAAAGUGGAUCUGGUGCUGGAAUUGAUCUCUCCUCUCUGGUAGUUGUGGAAGGAAAGAUCUGUUGGGAUCUUUACAUUGACGGCCUUGUUGUCAGUUCAGAUGGGAAUCUUCUAGAUGCCCUAGGUGCUGCUAUAAAGGAAAAGAAACUGAUGUUCCCAAAGGCUGCUUUGAGCGAAACAGGCAUUCCAAGAGUAAAUGUUGCAGCUGGUGCAUCAGGCAGCAAGGCUAACUCGUUUUAGUGAUGAGAUAACAGUAUUACUUGUAUGAAAGUUUUUGUGACAUUCUGCCUAGCAUUUGCAAUAAUUAUGACAAAGAAAUAAAGUUCUGUAUAAAUUUUCUGAACGUAACGAAAAUAAUCACUUCAUUUUGUUAAAAUUUUAAACUGUUCCCCUCUUCAUAAUUGCUAUGAUUUUGAAAAUAGACCCAUCAGCGUUAAUCUAUCAUAGUAGCCAUAUAAUACCGUUUGGCGUAGACAUGCAAAACUCGUAGUUUCAAUUCACGGUCAGCAUUAGUGUCAGUAUCCUUGAAUUCCAUAUCUGCCAGAAUCUGCUCAGCAUCAUUGUCAUACUCAUUUCAAACUCUUGCGUCUUGAAAUUAUAGCCGCUUAAUUCUGUCACAGAAGGUCCCUCUUCCACUAAACUCCUUAGUUUUUUUUCUCCAACGCUUCGGUCAACCUGAGUUUCUGCUGAUAACAUAACAUAAAA